Messenger RNA from Helobdella robusta, 1386 nucleotides. RefSeq lists its product as hypothetical. NCBI's taxonomy places the organism in Eukaryota, Metazoa, Annelida, Clitellata, Rhynchobdellida, Glossiphoniidae. The record is from RefSeq and is a predicted model, not a curated record. The transcript has 4 exons. The coding region runs from base 1 to 1386 and encodes 461 amino acids.
AUGAACAUUUGCAGUUACAGCCGACAGAGCAAUAGCAGCAGCAGCAACAACAACAGCAGCAGUAGUAGCAGCGGCCACAAGUACUCAGGCUACGACUCGAGGAAGGCCAGCGGCAACAACAGCAUGGCACCUCCCCCUCCCUCUCUCUCGAACAGCAGCAGCAGCAAGAACGUGAGCACCAAAAAUAUCCUCAAUCAAACCUACCCAUCGUACAGCAGCAACACAUCGACUGCCAACAGCCACCCCUACCAACCGCCGCGACAUCAGCAGCAGCAGCAACAACAACAGCAGCAGCACGAUGUGGAGAGACAGCGGGCAGCUGAGAAGAGGAGGAAGAUAGCCAUGACGGUGAACGUCGACAGGACGCAGACGAGUGAUGACCAGCUAAAGAGAGCUCUGAGGAAUUCUGUCGUUGCAGAUGUUGGUGGUGCUGGUGCUACAAAUGGUGGUGGUGGUGGUUCUUCAUCCAAGGGUAGUGGUGCUGUUGGAGGUGGUGCGGGCCGUAGUGGUGGGUCGCUUUUUGGAGGACUGAUCAAGACAAACGCGAACAACGAACUAAAGGACAGACUGGAUGCAAAGUUUGGGAGGUUCCAGGACACGGUGUGGGUCGACCUCCUCGAUGACGCGAGUCGAACCAUCCUCUCCAAGGUCAACCAGCCACAACAAACCUCAAGUCACAGAUCAAUCUACGAUAAGAAUUAUAAUUUGUUCGAGGUUAUGAACUACAGUCAGGCAUCGGCGGCGACAGCCACCAACGCGACAGCUUCGCUGAAGCCGACCACGGCUUCUUCCACGCUGGCUUCCGUUCAAACAUUUGAAUCUAAAUCAUCAUCACAACUAUCAUCUUCGUCAAGCUCAUCGAAAACAAGUAUUACUGAUUCUCAAGCCAAAUCUUCUCGUAGCAGAUCUCAGAUGAGCGCAACCACCAGCAGCAGCAGCAACAACAACAACCCAAACACUGCAACCUCCUUGCCAUCAACAUCUCUAGCGGCAACAAAGAACUCGGUUACCACCAAGCCACAAACAGCCACCGCAACGGCUCGCAAGCCACAAUCGGUCAACCACAACCUGACCACACCGACCACCUCGUCGGCCACUUCAAGUCCUCUUGUAACAAAUGCCCACAUCUCCAGCAAAAGCAAAAACCUAACAAAAGAUACUGCAAAAUCGCUCAGUAACACUAGUAUUAAUAGCAACUCUUCCAGUAAAGUUGAGAGCUCAUUGUCAGCGAAAGAAGUAUGCAAACUGAUCACCAAGAGCAACAGUAGCAGCAGCAGCAGCAACCACAUCAGCGACUUGGUCACCAAACUGAAUAUCAACAAACAAACUGCUCUGGACGUUACUGAGUGCCUCAUCAAUGAUCAACUCUUCCUAAUGCACAUUUAA